CCUAAAGCAUCCUGAUUUACUGUAACUGAGGCACCAAAGUGCUUGGCAGUUAUCCCAGACAUUGUGGGAAAUCCCACUCUCUCCACAUAUGGGCAUCCUGUCUCCAGCUCCCUCCCGCCAUAACAGAAAUGCAUGUCAUCUUCCUGUUUAAAGAAAAAAGAAACUGUAUAUGUAUCAGAGCCAACCAAUGAGGAGCACCCUUCCUUCCUGUUUCCAACCAAUAGAAUUUCAAAUGGAAAAAAAGUGAAAGUAACAUGAGGCGUGUUAAAGUAGCGGGUGCUCCUUCAUCUGGCUCACAGACAUGUGGACCUGCAGAGUGCAAGGGUUGACAGAGAAAUCAAGAGCUAUGAAGCUGCUACCAGACAAUAUCAAGGUUCUAUAUUUUGCCAGUGACUGUGUGGAGCCGUAUGUUGAGAUCAUCACAGUAAAGGACACUAAGCGCCGUCUGAGUCUGUGCAGCUCAGAGGACUCUGAAGCUGAGGAGCCUGAAUACCACGAGGAUGUUGACAAUAUUCUUCCUGUCUUGAGUGACCACAGCCAUCUGAUGGAUGACCAUCACCUGGAGAGACUUGUGGUUCAGAUGCCACCAAGGACCCAGGGGUAUCCAUGGCAUCUAGCCUACAGUACAGCGGUCCAUGGUAGCAGUCUGAAGACGCUGUACAGAAACAUGGCUGGUCUGGAUAGUCCUGUACUGCUGGUCAUCAAAGACAUGCAAAAAAAGGUAUUUGGAGCUUUUUGUUCAGAUCCAUUCAGAGUCAGUAAAUACUGCUACGGUACCGGAGAAACCUUCCUGUUCAGCUUCAACCCUGACUUCCAGUCAUACAGGUGGAGUGGAGAAAACUCCUACUUUGUGAGUGGCAACAUGGAAUCUUUGCAGAUCGGCGGAGGAGGGGGAGGUUUCGGUCUGUGGUUGGAUGCUGAUCUGUACCAUGGUUCAAGCUUUUCCUGUCCUACUUUUCACAACGCACCUCUCUCUACACAAGAAGAUUUCAUUGUGCAAGACCUUGAAGUGUGGACUGUGCAGAACUGAGACUGAUGAUCUGCAAAGAGAAACCACUCUCCUGUCUUGAGUUGGACAAUUUCAAGACCAGUACCAGCCACUGCUGUAUGAAACCUGAUCGAGCCAUUGCUGUAAUCUGUGUGUCUGACCCGCAUGGAAGCUGCUCUAAUGGUUCUCAGGAUGGACUUUCACUUAACACUGGUUUGAUCUGCACCGUUUUUUUCUGCAAGAAACUGGCCAGACAAACUCCUGUGGAUCAGGUCCUGUUGUGCUAAGUCCAGUUAAUGACUGGCACUUGAAGCUUUAAGAACUCUAGGCCGUCCCUUGGCUCUGGGGGCAUAAUCAGAAAAAAACAGGUGAAUUAAAUGUCUGUACCUGCUGUAAGCACAUUUGGGAUUUUAGGAAAGUUUUUUUUUAAUUUAUAAGAAACAACCACUGUAGUUUUGUAGAGUGUUCAUAGUUCACAGUAAGUGCAUAUAUCUACACAUACCUGGCUGAUUAACAUACAAACAUUUCAGACAAGAAUGUAAUACUAAUUAACUUAUUAUUACAGUAAAAGCACUGCAAUAGCACAGAACCAACAAUGUCUUAACUAGACUGAAAUUGUACAUUUAUGUCAGAUCCAGUUUUCAUGCUCUCAAUAUGAAAAAAUUAAAAAAAUUUAAAAAAAAAAAAAAAAGAAAAAGAAAAUGCUGUGGGUAAUGACCUCACAGCUUGGGAUGCAAAAUAAAAGUUUAGUAUUGCACUAUAAACAAUGUUAUCUGUGAUGAAUGCUGUUUGCGGAAGAAGGGACCUCAACUGUUAACAGUCACUUCUGUUUUUUAAAUGAGAUAUUUGCAAGCUUAUUCACAGAGAUCGACUUAAUAUGGUUUAACUCAGUGAAACGUUUCAAACCUUUUAUGUGUUGUUUUUGAUAUUUUUUCAGGAAAACUAAACAGGGAAGCACAGAAAAUAUUGAUGUUUUUCCUCUGUUUUUACAGUUAAUUUUGUUUGUGUGUGAAUUUGAGUCUGACAGGCAGUGCUGGCGCUGUUGAUACUGUUUGACUGAAUUUUAUUAAAAGUCUUUCCUGCUGA
Molecule: messenger RNA, 2074 nt
Organism: Sphaeramia orbicularis (orbiculate cardinalfish)
Lineage: Eukaryota; Metazoa; Chordata; Actinopteri; Kurtiformes; Apogonidae
Gene: ncoa7a
Product: nuclear receptor coactivator 7a
Exons: 6
Coding region: 302-1030 (242 amino acids)
Biological process (GO): regulation of transcription by RNA polymerase II; response to oxidative stress
Cellular component (GO): nucleus
Source: RefSeq, a predicted model, not a curated record